Messenger RNA from Brachypodium distachyon (stiff brome), 1316 nucleotides. Its product is annotated as transcription repressor OFP8. Lineage: Eukaryota; Viridiplantae; Streptophyta; Magnoliopsida; Poales; Poaceae. Gene Ontology annotation, biological process: negative regulation of DNA-templated transcription. The transcript has a single exon. The coding region runs from base 70 to 825 and encodes 251 amino acids. The record is from RefSeq and is a predicted model, not a curated record.
CACCACAGCACCAUUUCUCCACCAUUUAACCAUCUUCCCCGAGUCCCAAGGCAGCUACAACCUUGCGCCAUGUCGACGUCGAGGCUGCGGCGGGGGAGCGGCGGGAGGCAGUUCGCGGUGGGCGGCGCAAGCGUGAGCGUGGGGGGAGCGGGCCGGUGGCGGCACGUGGCGGUGGUGGACGGCGUCGGCUGCGGCUGCCGCCCGCGCCGCCCGUCGGCGUCCAGGCUGCUCAUGAGCCUCCCGUCCUUCCUCCGCCCCUCGCCCAAGCCGCCGGCGGCGGCGCCGGCACCGCGGCGGAACGCCAGCUUCAGCUCCACGCACUCCUCCUCCGCCUCCUCCUCCUUCUUCUUCCCCGCCUCCGGCGCCGCCUCCACCACCUCUUCCUCCUCCGCCUACUCCCACGACAUGACGGCCAAGGCUGCGACGGCUCCGGCGCCGGCGCCGAGGAAGAAGAGGGCCAAUAACAGCAAGGCAAAGAAACGCCGCGAGGAGAAAUUAACGGCGGAGGCGGAAGAAGGGGAAGAGGGGGAUGUGGGGGUGGCGGUGGAGAAGGAGUCGUCGGACCCGCGGGGGGAUUUCAGGGACAGCAUGGUGCAGAUGGUGGUGGAGAUGGGGCUCUGCGACUGGGACGGCCUGCGAUGCAUGCUCCGCCGCCUGCUCGCCCUCAACGCGCCGCGCCACCACGCCGCCAUCCUCGCCGCCUUCGCCGAGGUCUGCGCACACCUCGCAUCCUCCUCCUCCUCCGCCCCGCCGCCGCCGCCUUCCCCUCCGCCUCCGGCGUACCAGUACCAGUAUCACCACUACGACGAUUACUACUCCUACUGAACCAGAUUGACGGAGAGCUCGCCGUACGUGCUCUGUUUUCGUCGGUCUCGAGAUCCUGGCACCACCGGGUGUACUAGGUCGCAAGUUACCGGUGGUGCUAGGAUCUCUCUGGAGACAGAUUAAGGUAGAAUCAAGAGGAUUAGUAGGUUGUCUCUGGACUAUUAGUAGAUUCAGGUACCAUGCAUGCAUGCGUGUGUUUGAUUAGUAGGAGUAAGUUCUGCUCUGCUUAAUUUGCAGGGGUCGUCCGUGCUGUUUCUCUCGAGUCUCGAUCGACUCUGAACUAGUUUCUGCCAAGUGUUGUCAGUGUGUUUGUUUCUGCUGGCUAGUGUGUAGUGUGUGUCUGUAUGUGCCUGUGUGGCCUUCGGUUUUGCAUGAAGGUUCACUCACAAGUCUGUUUAAUCAGUUCACCAUAUGUAACUAUAUUUGUAUUUGUACUAGUACCGAUGUAAUGUGUUUAAUUAUAUAAGUGAACUAUGUCAUUUUGUUGUGUA